Molecule: messenger RNA, 1305 nt
Organism: Eurypyga helias (sunbittern)
Lineage: Eukaryota; Metazoa; Chordata; Aves; Eurypygiformes; Eurypygidae
Product: band 4.1-like protein 2
Exons: 10
Biological process (GO): cortical actin cytoskeleton organization
Cellular component (GO): cytoskeleton; plasma membrane
Molecular function (GO): cytoskeletal protein binding
Source: RefSeq, a predicted model, not a curated record
GUUUACCUUGGAUAUUUACCUUUAAUGUGAAGUUUUAUCCUCCUGAUCCUUCACAGUUGACUGAAGACAUCACUAGAUACUUCCUGUGCCUACAGCUUCGCCAGGAUAUUGCUUCUGGUCGCCUGCCGUGUUCUUUUGUGACUCACGCCCUCCUUGGUUCAUACACGCUGCAGGCUGAGCUGGGUGAUCACGACCCGGAGGAGCACCGCAGUGACUAUAUCAGUGAAUUCCAAUUUGCACCCAAUCAGACUCAAGAAAUGGAAGAGAAAGUAGCUGAGCUACACAAAACACACAGGGGCUUGACUCCAGCACAGGCGGAUUCCCAGUUCCUAGAAAAUGCUAAGAGACUCUCCAUGUAUGGAGUGGAUUUACAUCAUGCCAAGGAUUCUGAAGGUGUGGAUAUCAUGCUGGGGGUAUGUGCUAAUGGACUGCUCAUUUACAAAGACAGACUCCGGAUCAACCGCUUCGCAUGGCCAAAAAUUCUGAAGAUUUCCUAUAAGCGAAGUAAUUUUUACAUCAAAGUGAGGCCAGCAGAACUGGAACAGUUUGAGAGCACUAUUGGAUUCAAACUGCCAAACCAUCGGUCUGCUAAAAGGUUAUGGAAGGUCUGUGUGGAGCACCAUACUUUUUUCAGACUCGUAUCGCCAGAACAGCCUGCAAAAGCGAGGUUUCUGACUCUGGGUUCCAAGUUCCGCUACAGUGGACGUACGCAAGCACAGACACGACAGGCCAGCAACCUCAUAGACAGGCCAGCUCCAUACUUCGAACGCACUUCGAGCAAACGUGUUUCCAGAAGCCUUGAUGGAGCUCCCAUGGGCAUCUCAGACCAAAGUCUGCUAAGAGACUUCCCUGCUGCUGGACAUAAAACCAUUGACAUUGAAGCUGCUGGUCAGGCCAAGUUAAAAGAAGGUGGAAGAGAAGAAGAUGGAAGCCCGGUCAAAACUCCACAAUUAGAAUUGGCUCAGGAUGGAAAGAGCAAUUCCUUGAGAGUAGACGGGGAAAAUAUUUAUGUCAGACAUAGCAAUUUAAUGUUGGAGGACCUGGAUAAGACCCAGGACGACUUACUGAAACACCAGGCUAGCAUUAGUGAGCUCAAGCGCAAUUUCAUGGAAUCCACGCCUGAACCACGCCCAAAUGAGUGGGAAAAGCGGCAUAUCACACCUCUGUCCCUACAGACACAAGGGAAAAAAGGAGACCACAUUUUCCAAGUGAAAACGCUGCCUGGGAAGGAGAAGCAGUGGACUGCAAUGCCAUGGAUUCCUGGAGCAAAACCAGAGGAAACCGAUAAGGUGGCUGCCCUGAAAC